Molecule: messenger RNA, 1476 nt
Organism: Biomphalaria glabrata
Lineage: Eukaryota; Metazoa; Mollusca; Gastropoda; Planorbidae
Product: acyl-protein thioesterase 1-like
Exons: 8
Coding region: 120-926 (268 amino acids)
Biological process (GO): protein depalmitoylation
Cellular component (GO): cytoplasm
Molecular function (GO): palmitoyl-(protein) hydrolase activity; carboxylic ester hydrolase activity
Source: RefSeq, a predicted model, not a curated record
AUAACGUGAAAAAGCGAGAUGCUAAAUGGUCUGCAUUGAUCGAGUUUUGGCCUUUUAGAUGACUGCUAAAUGAAGGUUUUUAGUAAUCCAGUGUCACGGAACUUGUUACGUACGAAUGGAUGAUUCUCCCUUCAAGUACACCAAAAAUAGCAAAUCUAACCCAUAAAUUAGGCUUUUCCAUUAUUGUUGUAAUACUGAUUAUCGUUGCAGGCUCUACUUUUGAGUACAAGAAGCGGUUUAUGGGCGCCUCUUCAUCGCACAAUAUGAGUCCACCAGUAAAAGUACAGCCUAAAGAGAAAGCUACCGCAUCAUUAAUCUUUCUUCAUGGACUUGGAGACACAGGUCAUGGAUGGGCUGAGCAGUUCAGAGAUUUCUCUUUUAAGCAUAUACGCUGUGUAUGCCCCCAUGCCCCACAAAAACCAGUGUCCCUCAAUGGUGGAAUGAUUAUGCCUUCAUGGUUUGAUAUACGAGGCUUAGAUCCUGGGAGUGCUGAGGAUGAACAAGGCAUCAAAGAUUCAUCUAGAGAAUUGCAGCAAUUGAUAGCAAAAGAAAUCAGUGAUGGCAUACCUGCUGAGAGGAUAAUAAUCGGUGGGUUUUCUCAGGGAGGCGCUGUAGCUUUGUAUACAGCUUUUGGCACAGACACCAAAGUAGGAGGAGUUUUAGCACUGAGUACAUGGUUGCCCAUGAAUAAAUACUUCACCAAUCCCACUAAUACAAAAUACAACACCAACAUCCCAGUUUUGCAAUGCCAUGGAACCUCAGAUCCUCUGGUUUCCUUCCGAUGGGGCCAUGCUACUAAUGAAAUCAUCAAGACUUUCAAUCCAACUGCCCAGUUCAAGUCUUACAGUAACUUGGGACACAGCUCUUGUGCUUCAGAAAUGGAAGAUGUCAAGCAAUUUCUGCAAGAUGUUCUAAAAGAUUCUUAGAGACCACACAGCAGCACUGGUUACGAAGGGCCCUUAACAGAUUCUUAUUUUUUAUAAACUUCACUGAAGUACUCUUUGUAGCCAAUGGACCAGUGAGAUGUUUUACACCAGAACUGAUUGGAUGAUAAUAUUGUUAUGAGCUUCAUACAUUUCAGUGUGUAUGAAAAGGCACUAUUGGACCCAUUCUUUUUACUAAAGUCGUGUUGCUGUUUGUUAGUUUUUUUUUUACCAUACUUGGGCAUUUAGGUCUCUUAUAUUGGAUUAGAUGAACACCCUUAGUAGUAUGACCUCAGUUGAUUUUUGGUUAAAAUUAUGACUGUUCUAUUUAACAGUUGUGAUUAUGUUAGGGAAAUACAACUACUUGAAUGAUUCAGAAUGUUUGAUACAUUGUGUCUACUGGUCUAAAUAAGUGUAUCACCAUGAAUAUUUGAACUAGAUCUAAGUAACAGAAUGAUGAUAAAAAAGUUCCCUUUUUUUUUUUGUGUCAUUGUUCCUUUAUUAAAUGCAGAAACCAAUUGAUUAAAAUAAUGUACUUAUACAUAUAUACAUA